Molecule: messenger RNA, 6790 nt
Organism: Toxorhynchites rutilus septentrionalis
Lineage: Eukaryota; Metazoa; Arthropoda; Insecta; Diptera; Culicidae
Gene: Cap-D2
Product: condensin complex subunit 1
Exons: 5
Coding region: 180-4460 (1426 amino acids)
Biological process (GO): meiotic chromosome condensation; mitotic chromosome condensation; mitotic cell cycle
Cellular component (GO): nucleus; condensed chromosome, centromeric region
Molecular function (GO): histone binding
Source: RefSeq, a predicted model, not a curated record
CGCAACACACAGCGGUGUUAUCCGUAGGUAAACGUUACGGGCGCCUUAAUUGUUCUCCACUUCCCAAGCAAGCCAAAAUUGUCGUUUUUUGUGUGUACUUAUUUAUUUUCCGAUUUUUCUAUCCGUUUUUGGUGAGAAUUUAUGUUACUUUCGGUGUGUAGCUCAAAAACAAAACCAUAAUGGAGUGGCAAUUUGUGAUUCCGCGGGUGAACUCCGAGCUGCUUAGCUCGGACAAAAACAACUAUUGCGUUGGGCGCGUUCUUGACUCGCAAGAGAUCCCGGACGCGCUUAGAAAUGCUCGCUCUGCACUGAAUGACCCGUUCGGAGUGUUUGACCAUUUCGAUACGUUCUACUCGGUGAUUGACAAUGCUCAGCUAUUGUCCGGGACAAAUUUGUUACGUGCACACGAUUUGCUGUAUAUUGGUGUUGACCGAUUGGGUACCAGAAUAGCGGAUUUAUUAGGCAAAACAGAUUUGCCCCAGGAAGAUCGACUGCAGGCAUUGAAUGCAGUCAAAAUGUUGGUUUAUCUGAUGGGAGGAACCGUGAAGGCGAUUGAUGCGUACAUUAACUCCUCAAAGGACAGUGUAGGAUUGUUGAAGAAAGGAUUCAACAAGAAGAAGGAUAACGAGCAAGUGGAGGCUUUAGACUGGGAUAAUAAGCGAUAUCGGUGCAUUGUGCAGUUGUAUAAUCUGUUCCAGUUGCCUUUGGAGAAACUCUGGGACCCGCCCGUGUGCGAAGAAUCGUUUGUAGAUGUAAUAUGUGACAUCUGCUAUCGAACAUUGGAGCAAAGCUAUGUGAAGUCGCGAAGUGUAUCCGACAGUGUGUUUCAAAUCUUGGGAACUGCAAUCAAACGGUAUAACCAUGCUCUGUCUUUCCCGGUGAGGACGCUUCAAAUUUUGGAACAAUGCGAAGCUUCUAUCGCUCCGAUUGCGUCCGGUGUGAUGCUUCUCUAUGAGGAAUUCGGAAUCGCAACGAUAUAUCCGGUACUAAUCAAAGAGCUUAUCGAACGGCUUAGCGUAGACGCGGCAGACACUCAAACAGCCCGUCACUGCAGCCAGUUCAUGUUGGAACUCGGAACACUUGCUCCAAAGUUGAUAAUUCCACAUUUGUCUACCCUGAGUGAAGAAUUGCUAGGAUUAGAGUCGUAUGUGGUUCGGAACUGUGUUCUACAAAUAAUGGGAGAAGCAAUUGUAACCGAACUAACGUCCGAAGAGUUAACCGAUGAGUUGAAAGAAACAAGAGAUGACUUCCUUCAGGACCUUUUGAACCACAUUAUGGAUGUAUCGGCGCAUGUUAGAUCGAAGGUACUGCAAAUCUGGCACAACAUAGAACGCCAAAAUGCGGUUCCCCUUAGCUGGCAGCACCAGGUGCUCGAAAAGGCUGUCGAACGUCUGGAAGACAAGGCGCUGAUAGUACGAAAAAACGCCAUCGCACUUAUUAAAGCAUUUCUCGAACACAAUCCAUUCUCCGCGAAGCUUUCGCUCGCCGAACUGCGCACACAGUACGAGCAAGCGGAUAUCCGACUGCAAGAGAUCCGCACCAAGCUGGUUGAGCAGGGCACUGUGCUGAAGAAAAUCGAAGAGGACUGGGAGGAUUUGACCGUGCAAAUGUAUCCCGUUAUCUCCGAGGUACUCUCGAAAGAGAACUCCUCGGAAGAUGCGACUCAGUCGGAAGGCACGAUGGAUGACGUGGGAACGUUGGUGAAAGAAAUUGGACCCAUGAUCGAAGGCCAGCGAUACAAGGAAUUGAUUCAUCUGGCAUGUAAAGUGGACUUUGCGCUUGGCAAUACGGAAAGCAGAAAAACAUUGAACGUCGAACAGCAGUGCUUGUAUUACAUGAUGGUAUUGAAAAAAUAUUACAUUACCAGUCGGCAAGGACCUAACCACAAUGAGGAAUUUGAAAAAAUCGAAAACGAAGUAAAUUUCCUGAAGGAUUCCAUACGUUUCUCGGAGAUUGUGUCCGAUGCGGUACCCAAGUUGCAGGACAUGUUAAUGUCGAAGUCUCAAUCAGAUGUCUUUGAAGCGAUCGAUUUUUUUACAUCAGCCUAUCUGUUCGGCAUCAGGGGAACCGAGUGCGGGAUGCAGCAGAUGCUGUACCUGGUAUGGUCCUCAGAUGCGGAGAAACGAAACAGCGUUGCUGCCGCCUACAAAAGGGUCCUGUUGGAAGUUGAUCUCGAAGGCCGAGCGAAGAGUGUGAAGGUGGUCCGUAAUUUGUGUCAGUUUAUGAUCAAUUUGACGAUGGGUCAUUACACUGCUAUGGAGGUUUUGGUUAAAGAAUGGGUCGAGAGUGGUGAUUUGGACGCUCAAAUGAUACAGGUCAUGUUCGAAUUGUACACGAAGAAACUUGAGAAUGUGACCGAUUCGGAAUCUCGCCAGGCACUUCAAUUGCUUUUGAUGGUUUCGGUUGGCAAACCGUCGGUCGUAACAGCUAACCAAACUCUGUUGGAAAGUAUAGGUUUCGGUCAGAGGGGACGUGCCGAUCCCCGAAUAUUUACGACAACGCUCUCCAUCUUGAUGAAUUCUAUUCCGAAACCUAAAGACGGUAUAAAAUAUUACAAACGCUUCGAGAGUGAUUCCGCGACGAUCGAAAAAGUGGUUGACAUCUUCGUUAAGCUAUUUUUCAAAAGUAAGCUUAAUAACUUUGACAGCAUCGGUACGAAAACCUUCGACUUUAUAUAUAAGAUGGUCAAUACUCCGGAUCUCGUCAGUCAGAAUAUAUUGAUAACGAUCUAUGAAAAAUUGCAAGCGCUUGCCAAUACACUUCAGAAGCGGGAAGAAAAUCCAUUGUCGCAGGACGUCCAAAUUCCGGGGGCAACCCAGGAGGAACAGAAUCGAUCAUCGCAGGCUACACAAACUAGUAAACAAGCAAACAUUACGCUCCCAACAAUGCUGAUAGGGCGAUUCAUUUUAAUCAUCGGUUACGUAGCAAUGCGAGAAAUGAUACAUCUCGAUAUUGACGUCUAUGGUAACCUUAAGUAUCGCCAGGAACUGAAAGACGAGCUGAAAAACAUUAAGAAAAAGACUGCCCAAAACAAGAAUGCAUCUAUGCGGAAGACCAUAAGUAUGGAUGUUUCGGCCAGUAACGCACUCAAGCGCUUAUCCGGCACCAGCGGGAAAGAACAAGAGCAGCAAGAUGAGGAAGAACUGUUGAGCGGAGCUACCGCCGAAGAUACCAUUGCCGAGAAAAUAACCUACAUUUGCGAGACGGAAAUGCUUUACACCAAGGAAAGCCUGCUGGGUCGAUUUGUACCGACGAUAAUCGAAGUAUGUAAGCACCCGAACCGCUACAAAGAUGACUUGUUGCAAAAGUCAUCGGUUCUCACCCUGAUUCGGCUGAUGUCCGUCUCGUCCAGUUUUUGCGAAACCAACAUGCCGUUCCUGAUGAACAUUCUGCAGCACACCAAAAACAACCACAUCAAGUGUAACAUCGUCAUCGGGCUUUCUGAUCUUACAUUUCGCUUCCCGAACGUGAUCGAACCCUGGACCAGCCACAUGUACGCUACACUGCACGAGAAAAACACCGAACUUCGUUUGACAGCGGUCAAAAUGUUGUCCAAUCUGAUCCUGCACGAGAUGAUCCGGGUGAAGGGCCAAAUUUCCGACCUCGCGAUGUGUAUUGUCGAUUCGGUGGCAGAAAUUCGAACGAUCACGGAACAGUUCUUCAAAGAAAUUGCCAACAAGUCCAACAUUCUGUAUAACGUACUUCCCGAUAUAAUAUCCCGUCUCAGUGACCCUUCGCUGGCGCUGGAAGAGGAAAAAUAUCACAUCAUCAUGCAGCACAUUAUCGGACUGAUCAACAAGGAUAAGCAAAUUGAAAGCUUGGUGGAGAAGCUGUGUCUACGGUUCCGUGUGACCAGCGAGCAACGUCAGUGGCGAGACAUUGCCUUCUGUCUGUCGCUGCUGUCGUACAACGAGAAAACCAUCAAGAAGCUGUCGGAGAAUAUCGGCUGCUUCAAGGAUAAGGUGCAGUACGAUGAGAUUCUCGGCUCGUUCAAGACCAUUAUUAGCAACACGAAUAAGCUUGCCAAACCAGAACUGAAGAAUGCAGUGGCCGAAUUCGAAAGCCGCCUAGAGGAGUGUUUGACGAUCAAUGAAGAUGGCGGCGCUGCUGGUGGCGGCGGCGACGGUCUCGGCGAGGACGAAGGUCCUAGUCAAUCUGGCGGAGGCGGUGCUGCUGGCGGGAGUCGAGGUAAUCGUGGUAAAGCAUUACCCGCUGGCAAAUCUUCCUCCCAGAGAAACAAAGCAACGGGAUCGAAAACACGCCGAGGGCGACAACAGAAGGUGUCCUCGUCGGAAAGUGAAACGUCCGACAGUGAGGAGGAAAAUAUGCCGCCGGCGGCAAGUGCACGGGCAGCGGCACGUGCCCGACAGAAUAAGAAGAUUACCAAGGUUAUCGAAAGCGACAAUUCAGACGAAAACGAAAUCCAACCACAGCCGAAGAAAGGCAAAGGGAGACGUUAGUAGCGUUCCAGAGGAGACUUCCCAAUAAUCACUGGACUUUGGUCAUUUCUUUCCUACAUUUAGUUCCCUAAUUUAGUUGUCUAAUUAUGUAUUUAAAUUAUACGAAGCAUUUACAAACUGUUGAAAGGAGGAAAAAAAAUUGAACUAAAUUAUGCAUCUAGAAUUGAGUAAGGUGAAAAGUUUACAUUUCACACCAUUUUUUGUUAAGUCCAAGACGGAGAACAGUGAAAAUAUAUAUUUUUCUUGAUAUACUUACCAAAGAAUCCGCAAGCUUAUUUCGCGUUAACCUUCCGAAAUCGUUUUUUUCACUUUUUUCAACCAGGAAAGGCAUGCCGGAACAUGCUGGUUUCUGAGCUCAACCAUCUGACCCUCGUGGUCGGUGUGAAGCCGCGCGCCGCAUCCCAAAGUGUUGGCAUGCGAGCACCUCCAGUGGAGACGCCGCUGUGAGGCGCCAUGUCGGUAAAAGCUGAUCCCUCCGUAGAGCAUCUUCUUCCCUCGGAAAAUGUCAUCCUGUUCCUGGCGUUCCGAACCGGAACCGGCCGUUCCCUGCAGUGGAUGGCUAUGCUGACCCGUUCCUUCGCGUAUCUCUCCGGUUCGACAGUUCAGUGACAGUGAUGCCUUGCAUUUGGACUUUCUUCUCAGCGAACAACGGUAAUAGGUGAUGCCUCGCCGCACUGGGCCACUUUUCUGGUAGUGAUGACCAAGAUAAACUAGUCCGGCCCGGCGUCUGUCGACCACGACAGGGUGUGUGGUGUCUGUGGAGGAAUUAUAUUGAUGUUAAGGGCUGAUUGAUUGUUACUUAUUCUAAUUCAUAACGUAGAUUGGUUAAAAUGAGAAUUUUAAAAGGCAAUGAGGCGAUGAAUAUUAUUUGUAUUUGCGUUGUUGAAUCAUCCCUAAGUAGUCCCUAAGCAUCGGCCAAAUGAUCUGAUGGACUCAGCGUGAUCUGGAACGUAAAGACAAUCAAUCAUUAGCAUUACUUUAUGCAUUUUAGAAUGAUGAUAUCAACACAAUUUCAAUUUGUGAUAGACGAAAGGAGGUGAUAUUAUUUCGAUAUCAACACGACAAUAGCUUUUCAGUUCAAUAAUAAUGUUUCGUUUUAUCUUCUUUCAUUCAAUUCUGUUUAAACUUAAUUACCAUUUCUUAAGGAUCGAUUCGCCUUCCUAUGUUAAUCCUUCUAUAAUGUAGUGAUUGCCAAAUGACAACUAAACAAAAUGUAUCAAUGUUGGGCUUAGAAUUUUCAUCGUAUUGUUUCAGGAAAAAAAAGUAUUCCCAAUCCCUUUCUUUGUACAGAAAAAAAGUUCGAAUAAACCGUAGUUACGUGAAUCACAUAGGUCUGAUGUCACUGAUGUUUUGCACCAGACAACUCCUAAAAUCGUAUUAACGACGAAAACAAAGAUAUAGAAAAGAAAAUUAAAACUAGCGACAACAGAAUACAGGGCAUCAUGAUACCAUUCCUCCCCUGAAAUUAAGUCGAUAAAGCAGAGCUCUCCUAUUAAGUUCGCACGAAGGAUUUAAAAAUAGAUGUUUCAACGUCAAAGAAUAGCUUUCCGCUAGGGGCAGCCGAUAUGCGUUACGAAUUCAUACACUGUUAAACGAAAUCAUGCUAAUAUUGGACAAAUUGUAAUUGAAUUUUUUUCUUCAAGACGGUUAUGUUAUUUUGAACCACUUAUAUAAGGCUUAUACUUCAAUUCAAUGAAUAAUAUUUAUCCUGUGCACGGGAUUAAUUUCACAACAAAGAAACGUUCCUAGCAAAAUUUUGGUUUUGAGAUUCUUUCGUCCACAAUCGAAACGGCCCGAAAGAAACGCGAAGUAUUGCUUCUAAAAUAAUAAAAUUAUCAAUGUUCCUGGUAUUGAUAGUUAUACUUUUCGUUUGUCCUAGACACUCGUUCCAAAAAUAUACCUCAUUCGUACAUCAAACCAUCAUCAUCUUCCGCAUUUCGCGCGUCUCGCAAAAAACCCCCGCAGCGCAGUGAAUUUACGUGUUCCUUAUCUUGCCCGGGACAUAGUUCUUGUCGAUGGUUGGUUCCUGCAGGAACAUAUGCAAACAGCGCUCAUUCUGGGCUAGCGGGUGGCCGGCAAUCUUGUUCACGAACUGCUCCAAACCUUUUCGUCGCUCCUCGAUGAAGUUCUCGUCAAAAAUUCCGUCGUCACCGCGAAACGGCAUCUGUCGUUUCCAUGCUUUGCCCGGCAAAGGAGGUACAACAAUCUGUCGAAAAAAAAAUAGAAACAGAAGUGAACCCUAAGGACGCUAUCGAUUGAUUCUAUAAUUGCUAAUCGGCUUUCGAACACACGUCAGUUAUGUGUUUAUUCAGAAAGACUCGUAGAAGAAA